UCCACAUGGAAGCCUUGGGUUUCUCAUUAACUCCAGAGGUGAUAUAGUCCCAUCCCUUGGAGCACCAGCCACCUUUGCUGAUUCCUCUCGCCUCCAUCCCAGCCCUGCUGUCCCUCCUUCACUGCCGAAGCUCCUGCCUUGCUCCAGAGCCCAGGACAGUGACUGCUCCUGGGAGGACAGUAGAGGACCUGCAGGAUGGACAAGAAAAACAAAAUGCAAACAGAGAAGCACCUCACAGGAACGCUGAUCCUCUCCGUCUUCACUGCAGUGUUGGGCUUCUUCCAGUAUGGCUACAGCUUGGGUGUCAUUAAUGCCCCCCAGAAGGUGAUAGAAGCCCACUACGGGCGCGUGUUGGGCAUCGCCCCCCUGGACAGAAUUGCCACCAACACCUCCGGGGAGGAUGGCACUGUCCCUGUCCCCAGCACGGAGCCCUGGGGCAGCACUGAGGGCACACUGGCACCCAGAGCCCACCCCGGCGAGGACCUUGGGGCCUCCCAGCACAUCCUCACCAUGUACUGGUCCCUCUCUGUCUCCAUGUUUGCCGUCGGUGGGAUGGUCUCCUCUUUCACCGUGGGCUGGAUCGGUGACCGGCUGGGGAGGGUGAAAGCCAUGCUGGUGGUGAACGUCCUCUCCAUCGCCGGGAACCUGCUCAUGGGGCUGGCGAAAUUCGGGCCGUCCCACCUGCUGAUCAUCGCCGGGCGAGCAGUGACGGGGCUGUACUGCGGGCUCUCCUCUGGACUCGUGCCCAUGUACGUCAGUGAGGUCUCUCCCACGGCCCUUCGAGGAGCGCUGGGGACGUUGCACCAACUUGCCAUCGUCACAGGAAUCCUCAUCAGUCAGGUCCUUGGACUAGACUUUCUCCUGGGCAAUGAUGAGAUGUGGCCCCUGCUCCUCGGUCUGUCUGGUGUGGCUGCUCUCCUGCAGUUCUUCCUGCUCUUACUCUGCCCUGAGAGCCCCCGAUACCUUUACAUCAAACUGGGGAAGGUGGAAGAAGCUAAAAAAAGUUUGAAAAGGCUCAGAGGAAACUGUGACCCAAUGAAAGAGAUUGCUGAGAUGGAGAAGGAAAAGCAAGAAGCUGCUAGUGAAAAGAAAGUCUCCAUAAGGCAACUUUUCACCUCUUCAAAGUACAAGCAGGCUGUCAUUGUGGCUCUGAUGGUGCAGAUAUCUCAGCAGUUCUCAGGGAUCAACGCAAUCUUUUACUACUCUACAAACAUUUUUGAGAGGGCUGGAGUUGACCAGCCAGUUUAUGCAACCAUUGGCGUUGGAGUGGUGAACACAGUCUUCACAGUCAUCUCGGUCUUCCUGGUGGAGAAGGCAGGCAGGCGGUCCCUGUUCCUGGCUGGUUUGAUGGGCAUGUUGAUAAGUGCUGUGGCCAUGACGGUUGGACUUGUGCUCCUGAGCCAGUUUGCCUGGAUGAGCUAUGUCAGCAUGGUCGCCAUCUUCCUCUUCGUCAUCUUCUUUGAGGUUGGGCCUGGGCCCAUCCCCUGGUUCAUCGUGGCCGAGCUGUUCAGCCAGGGCCCCCGUCCCGCCGCCAUCGCCGUCGCCGGCUUCUGCAACUGGGCCUGCAACUUCAUCGUGGGAAUGUGUUUCCAGUACAUAGCGGAUCUGUGUGGACCGUACGUGUUCGUGAUCUUCGCGGCUCUGCUUCUGGUCUUCCUUCUGUUUGCGUACUUCAAAGUCCCGGAGACGAAAGGAAAGUCCUUUGAGGAGAUCGCCGCCGCGUUCCGCCGCAAGAAGCUCCCAGCCAAGUCCAUAACGGAGCUGGAGGACCUGCGAGGCAGCGAGGCGUAGACACGGCCACGCACCCAGCAAGGAGGGGCUGAGCACGGAGCUCCUGCAGGUGCCGUGGGAAGAACGUUGGGCUGAAGUCUCCUUUCACAAUGACCGUGCAGCUGGCAGAGCAGGGGGAGCCACCCAUCGGGCACCUUCUGGCUGCUGCGGCUCACACCGCCCAGACACAGGUGCUGCCCUGGCAUUGUACUCUGAAAUAGUCAGUAGGACUGGGCUGCAGGAAGAGCUGGGGAAAGGAGGGGAGGUAUAUGUUACAUGUGUGUCUCCAUGCCCCAGUGGAAGAGCCCAGUGCGUUGAUGAUCUUCCUGCUUGGCAAAGCAUGACACUGAGCAGGGCCGUCCCUCAGCUGGGAUGAAGGAAAGAGGGGCUGGGUGAUGCUCUCACCUCCUGCUUUUAUCUUUUUGUCCCAUGCUUCCUGCUUCCUUCUGCUGAGUGAUCAGAUGCCUUGAGAAACCAACUGCUAGUGCAGUUGUGCUGCCAGCACACGGCACUGAUCACCUGAGGUGCUAAGGAAAACAGACUGAGCAAAUUCCCCCUUACUCUUGCCUGUGCAGAGGAAGAAGAUGGAUCCCCCCUGAAUUAGUUGGGAUGCACCUUGUUUGCUUUGCUGCCCAUGCCUUGUGGAGAUUGAGGGUUACAGAGCACUGGAACAGGCUCCCCAGAGAGGCUGUGGAGUCUCCUUCUCUGGAGACUUUCAAGACCUGUCUGGAUGCCUUUCUGAGGGAUCUGUCCUAGUUGUGUGUGUUUUUUUGGUCCUGCUCCAGCAGGGGGGUUGGACUCAAUGAUCUUCGGAGGUCCCUUCCAAUCCCUAAUAUCCUGUGAUUCUGUGAAAUGCUGCUCAAUCUCAUAAGGAUUUCUCAAGUCAUGGCAUUUUUUAGGAGAAGCUGAGAAACUCGGGCUGGGCUGGUGUGCAAUUUUUUUCUUUUGCUUCAGCCAGACUAUUUACCCCCUCUGUCCUCCUAGGAAGCCUUUCCUCCCUCCUUUUUAUCCCUGCUGCAGCACAAGAUACAGCAAAUCAUUGACCACACAAGGGGCUCAGGCACUCCCAGCCGGGUCAGGAGACUUGAGUCUUGCUGCCAUCCCUCCCAGGGAGUCACCACCACCAGGUCACCUCUCACUGCUUCUCCUUCCCACCCUUUGUGUCUGCCUUCCCUUCCUUCUGCACGAUGCUUAGACCCACGGCUCCAGCUUCAGCCCAGGCCUUGGGCUGCCCGUGCCGUGACAAUUAAUGAAAGCCCAAAGGGGAAACAGGUAUUGCAGCCUUAACUGGAAGGUGCUCUGCUGGUCUGACCCUCCCUUUGCACCACUUAUGAGUUUGCUGGCUGGAUGUGCUCCAGCCAAGAUAGCAUUUGGGCAGGAGGUUGUAUUGUUCCUAUAACCUUGUUUGUGCUCAUGUUGUUUCUUUAUGAGACCCUGCUAUGUGACACAAUCAAACUGCACAGAUUCUUCUUCCUUUUUGGGAGAGAUGUUGGAAUCAUUGUAAAAGCCCACUCUCUGUUUGCUUGAGUCUUUAAGAUUUGCAUGUUCCUUGUUGUGCUACCAGGCUACUUAUUAGCAAUUUUCUCGGGAUAGAAACCCAUUAUUUAUGUAUAGAUGAAACACCAGCAGUGCUUGGUCACUGUGAGCUCGUUGUGACUGCCAGUGAAGCUGUGACCACAGUGUGACAGCGGAUGGAACUCAGUAAAAAGCAUGAGAAUAGGUGGGCCAAGGAGGACUGCAGCUGCUGCUGUGGGUUUGACUUUAGGGAAGGUUGCUGCUCCAUUCCAUGUGCCUGAAAUCCUUUGUAGACUUUACUGUCUUGUUAAGACCCUAAAGCAAAUUCUGGGAAGUGACUGGAAGUGUAGCCACAGGGUCCACUGGGCCUCUGGCCAUGGUCUGUGAUAGGAACCAAUGAGAUUGCUCCAAAGGCUUUCCUGGAGUGUCUGCUGGGUUUUCACUAGAGAAGAACUGGGUCAAUGCUGCCAUGUGCUGCAGCAGUGGUGGACCUGGGGCUGACACAGGCACCCAGGGCAUAUGGAACCAGAGGCCAGGUUGCCGUGCACAGAAGACAGCAGCAGGGCUGGGGCACAGGCUCUGGGUCAAAUGCUUGGUCUGUGUGCUGUGAGCAGGUCUCCUCAGCCAAGACUAGCAUGGCAGGCUCAGCUCUCACUGGUGUCUCCUGCAGUUAGUUAAAUAUUAUAAUGGAUUGCCUGAAUGUCAAAUAAGAGGGGAAAAAAAAAAAAAAAAAAGAGACGGGUUCUUGCUUUCAGCAAUGUUAUCCAUGUCUGUUACAUAAAGGUGACAAUGAACAAUGUCUACAGCA
Molecule: messenger RNA, 4093 nt
Organism: Apus apus (common swift)
Lineage: Eukaryota; Metazoa; Chordata; Aves; Apodiformes; Apodidae
Gene: SLC2A2
Product: solute carrier family 2 member 2
Exons: 11
Coding region: 196-1791 (531 amino acids)
Biological process (GO): D-glucose transmembrane transport
Cellular component (GO): brush border; membrane
Source: RefSeq, a predicted model, not a curated record